AUUUUUUUGCUAAUCAUACUCAACAAUCUACACUCUUCAUUAUACUCUUCAUCAAAGAUAUUCGAGACUAUUACGAGACUAUACCUAACCUCCAGCACAAUUACCCCUUUAUUUUUCCUAUAAUUAACAGACAUCAAAAUGGCACCAGGCGUCCUCGUCGAUGACACCGCAAGCCGAAGCGGGCUUGAGCUUGAGGAGACUUCCGACCACAUCGACGCAGUCAACGUGCUGAAGGCAAAAUCCAAGUUCGACUCUGAGUCACAGUUCGACACAGAGAAGGAUAAAACACAGUUCAGACAGUUCGAAGAGGCAUGCGACCGGGUAAAGAACUUCUACCGGGAGCAGCAUGAGAAGCAGACGGUGGCGUACAACCUCAAGGCGCGCAACGACUUCAAGACCCGGAAGCGGGAAGAGAUGACCGUCUGGGAGGCUAUGGAGAAGCUCAACACGCUGAUCGACGAGUCCGACCCGGAUACCAGCCUCUCGCAAAUCCAGCACCUGCUCCAGUCCGCGGAGGCCAUCCGCCGCGACGGCAAGCCCCGCUGGAUGCAGCUCACAGGCUUGAUCCACGACCUCGGCAAGCUGCUGUACUUCUACGGCUCCCAGGGCCAAUGGGACGUCGUCGGCGACACGUUCCCCGUGGGCUGCGCCUUCGACGAGCGCAUCAUCUACCCGGACACCUUCGAGAGCAACCCCGACUCCAAGGACCCGAUCUACAGCACCAAGUUCGGCAUCUACUCCCCCGGAUGCGGCAUGGACAACGUGAUGCUCUCGUGGGGCCACGACGAGUACCUAUACCACGUCGUCAAGGACCAGUCGACCCUGCCUCCCGAGGCCCUGGCCAUGAUCCGCUACCACUCGUUCUACCCGUGGCACAAGGAGAACGCGUACCGCGAGCUGAUGGACGAGCACGACGAGGAGAUGCUCAAGGCUGUGCGCGCUUUCAACCCGUACGACCUGUACAGCAAGAGCGACGGCAUCCCCGACGCCGAGACGCUGAAGCCGUAUUAUUCGGAGCUGAUCGACGAGUUUUUUCCUCAGAAGGUUGUCAAGUGGUAGAAUAUUACUUAUAGCGUCGCAUCCUGCGCGAAUGGCUGGAUGAUUUUUUUCUUUUGUACUGUAUCGAUUUAGCGUUUUCAUGGGUGUUUUGGGAUAAGGCGGUGAUGGUAUGGCGAGCGGGAUACAUCAUUCCCCUCGACGCUUCUUGUCAUUGCCGAGGUAUGGCACCUAUAUUAGGGCCUGGAUUGGCUGGCUUUUUAUUCCAGUCGGGACAGAGAUUGAACUGUGGUUUUAAAUCUGUAGAGUAUUCUCACAAAAAAUACCACUACACUCUUUGCAUAGGUACCUAUUCAUAUGAUUCGUA
Molecule: messenger RNA, 1363 nt
Organism: Annulohypoxylon truncatum
Lineage: Eukaryota; Fungi; Ascomycota; Sordariomycetes; Xylariales; Hypoxylaceae
Product: DUF706-domain-containing protein
Exons: 1
Coding region: 139-1059 (306 amino acids)
Biological process (GO): inositol catabolic process
Cellular component (GO): cytoplasm
Molecular function (GO): iron ion binding; inositol oxygenase activity
Source: RefSeq, a predicted model, not a curated record